Cucurbita maxima (winter squash) is the source of this 906-nucleotide messenger RNA. RefSeq names its product glutathione S-transferase U25-like. NCBI's taxonomy places the organism in Eukaryota, Viridiplantae, Streptophyta, Magnoliopsida, Cucurbitales, Cucurbitaceae. Gene Ontology annotation, molecular function: glutathione transferase activity. The record is from RefSeq and is a predicted model, not a curated record. The transcript is spliced from 2 exons. Gene Ontology annotation, cellular component: cytoplasm. Gene Ontology annotation, biological process: glutathione metabolic process. Bases 38 to 712 code for a protein of 224 amino acids.
AGAGAGGAGCCUUUUGAAAGAGGGAGAAAAAGGUAAAAUGUCCAAAGAUGAGAUUAUAAUUUUGGAUUGUAUCCUCAGUCCAUUUUGCAUUAGGGUUAAGAUUGCUUUGAAUGAGAAGGGAGUGAGCUAUGAGAGCAAAGAAGAGGACUUGUUUGGUUGGAAAGGUGGCAAAAGUGAGCUAUUGCUCAAAUCUAACCCUAUCCAUAAGAAAGUCCCUGUUCUCUUGCAUAAUGGUAACCCACUUAAUGAAAGCUCCAACAUUGUCACCUAUAUUGACGAGACAUGGCCUUCUUCUUCCCCUCUUCUUCCAUCUUCCCCCUACGAAAGAGCUCGAGCUCGCUUCUGGAUCGACUACAUCGACAAAAAGGUGUUCGAGACGGGUGGCAAGAUUUGGAGGAGCAAUGGAGAUGAACAAGAGGCAGCCAAGAAGGAGUUCAUAGAGAUUUUGAAGCAAUUGGAGGAAGCUUUAGGGGAUAAUGAUUUCUUUGGAGGAGAAAGGUUUGGGAUUGUGGAUGUGAUUGCUAUCCCAUUCAGUUGUUGGUUCUAUGCUUUUGAGAAAGUUGGGGGCUUCAAAGUGGAAGAACAUUGCCCAAAGCUAUCAAAUUGGGAGAAGAGGUGCUUGUUGAAGGAGAGUGUGGCUAGUGUCAUUCCUAGCCCUGACAUGGUGUAUGGGUUUGUGAGCUCCAUGAGGAAGAAGCUUGGGCUUGAAUAGAAACAUGUUGUCAAAGACAAAUUGUUGUUUUCACUUUGAAUGGUGGUUUGUUGUUGGUUGGUUUUGUGUGUUUGUGUGAAAUAAUGAGCUUGAAUUGUGAAGCUUUUGAUAGAUUUGGUGGGGUUGAAUUUGUGCAUUGUUGUGAACUAUGUGAGUUUUAUGGCUCAUCCUCUCAAUUUGGUGUGUUAAAUUAU